Ilyonectria robusta is the source of this 1174-nucleotide messenger RNA. Its product is annotated as signal recognition particle receptor beta subunit-domain-containing protein. The record is from RefSeq and is a predicted model, not a curated record. The coding region runs from base 241 to 1098 and encodes 285 amino acids. NCBI's taxonomy places the organism in Eukaryota, Fungi, Ascomycota, Sordariomycetes, Hypocreales, Nectriaceae. The transcript has a single exon.
GCCAGAUUACCGUCCCGCACGGCAUCGCAAACUUCCGACCUUUCGAUUGUCGAUAAUUGCAGCCCGUAUAAAUCACCGCCAGUUGUCGCGCGGUGUUGACUUGUUCGGUCGCCUGCUACAUCGAACGCCAGAGUCUCUCCUUGGGGCGUCUCUUACUUUCCAAUUCCCCCCAAACACCUCCACGUCUCGACUUCGCAUACCCCAUCGACGCCCAGCGGGAGUCGCCGCCCUACAGCUACCAUGGCGACCUUCACCCAGGUCGUCGAGGCCAUCAUGACGCCUUCCCUACCUACAAUCAUCAUAGGGGUGCUCAUCAUCCUCGGCAUGCCAAUCCUCCUCCACGUCAUCCUCUCCUCGUCGCGCACGUACACGAUCCCGCCCACCAUCCUGCUCGUCGGCCCCUCCAACGCCGGCAAGACGUCACUCCAGACGCUCUUCGAACGCGGCUCCUCCGACACCGAGACCCAUACCUCGCAGGUCCCGCAGUCGGUCGAGCUGAUGGCUUCGACCGACUCGGCCACCAAGGAGGACUUCCGCAACCACGAGGCCACCGAUGGCACCUACACCAAGUUCCUCCUCGUCGACACCCCCGGCCACGGCAAGCUGCGCAACUCCGCCAUGGGCAAGCUGAACAGCACCGAGAAGCUCCAGGCCGUUGUCUUCAUGGUUGACGCCGCAGCGCUCGGCGAGCAGGAGACGCUCGCACCCACAGCUGCCUACCUUUACGAUGUCCUCCUCUUCGUCCAGAAGCGUGCUACCACCAGCGCAAAGACCAAGGCCGCCAUUCCGAUUUUGAUCGCCGCCAACAAGAUGGAUCUCUUCACCGCGCUCCCGUCAACCCUCGUCAAGUCCAACCUCGAGGCCGAGCUCACACGGAUCCGCGCCUCCAAGAGCAAGGGACUAUUGGACUCGGGCGUGGGAACCGACGAGAUUGGCUCCGAGGAGCAAGAUUCGUGGCUGGGAGAGUAUGGUUCGGCCAAGUUCACCUUCAGCCAGCUCCGAGAGUUCGAUAUCGAUGUCGAUGUCGUUCCUGGCAAUGUCACCGGCGACGGCCCCGGUGCAGGCAAGUGGUGGUGGUGGAUUGCCCAGAAGGUAUAAAACUAGUGGCAUCUUUGGUGCGAUUCACGUCGAGCAGCAUUUUGUAGUGGAUGACACUUCAAUAUUAAUUAUAACA